UAUCUCAUGUACUUGCAAAUGAAAAAGACCAAUCACAAGCAGAGGGCAGUGUCACUGACAAAUACGUCUGACUGAAGGUUAAUUAAAUAAUGACAACACACAGACGGGCUAAAUAUAUCACACAGCUCUGCUGUUUAAUUAAGUUCCAUAUGAUUUUUUAUUAUUAUCAUUUAUAUAGAAUGAUCGCAUACUUUACCUCGACUGACUUCCAGAAUGGUCGUCUGCCUCUUCUCCAGGGCUAGAGCAGUGCCCUGGAGCAGAUCUUGUCCUGACGAAAGGAGAUCAUAUCUUAGGGAGGCAACGACGGGAGAACACACACACACACACACACACACACACACACACAGAUUUAGAUCUUGAAAGCCAUGCGUGUGGCGUGAUAAAGGUGUGAGUGUAUCUGUACACGCACGCGUGGGUGUGUUUCACUGCCUGUUAGGGUCACACCUGUCGGGCGGUUCCUCUCUCGUGCUCUCCUUGUCUGUCAAGUCUCUCACUCGCUAACGGGAAUGCCAUUGAACGCACCACGGUCGCUCACAGGAGACAUGUCAGUCACGUUGUUCCCGACAGAUGGAUUACUCAAUCAGCUGAUUUACACAACACGGAGGGACUACUGAACGUGGGGCAGGAGAGUUGUCCCGUGAGACGUGGAGGAGUGUUGAACUUUAACUUUUCUUGUUUGUGUCUUUUGCGGGGGAGUUUACAGAGACAUGGCGCUGUCUCAGAUACAGUGUCUGGACGAUAAUCACGUGAACCCGCGGACCCAUGAGUCCAAACCCGAGUUUCUCUACUGCGAGGACCAGCGGCUGGCGCUGGAGACUCUGCUCUGCGAUGGACGCGAGGCGUUCGGUAAGUUCAUGCAGGAGCGUGGCCUGCGGGGCUUUCUCUCGGACCCGGAGCUGGAAACAAUCACCGGGACUGUGGAGCCCUUUGACCCGAACUCGGAUCUCUUUCCUGGAAACCCAGCGGAGGACGAGCCCCCGCUGUCGCUGCAUUACUGGCCAGAUCUUUCUGACACGUCUGUGCCGAACAUGGACCUGGGUUGGCCGGACAGCGAAGCUUAUCGUGGCGUGACGCGAGCUACUGUUUACACACAACCGCCGCUCGACGGUCAGACACACAUUAAGGAGGUUGUCAGGAAAAUGAUUGCGCAGGCGCAGAAGGUGAUAGCAGUGGUUAUGGAUGUUUUCACUGACGUCGACAUCUUCAGAAUCCUGCUGGAACACACAAAUCUACCUCAUUUUGUCUCCAUGUGUCGGAGGGCGAACAUGCACACCGGUCACCUCAAGCACCUUCGUGUUCGCUGCACAGUCGGAGGGGAGUUCUGCACUCGCUCAUGCACUAAGGUCAAAGGUCAACUGGGACACCGCUUCAUGUUCUUGGAUGGUGACAAAGCUGUGUCUGGGUCGUACGGUUUUACCUGGAUGGCUUCACGUUUGGACAGAAACCUGAUCACCGUGGUCACCGGCCAGGCAGUGGACGCCUUCGACCGGCUCUUUCGAGUCCUUUAUGUGACCUCCAGCUCUGUUGACCUCCGGCAGAUGGCCACCGACCAAGAACCUGAGCCCGAGCCUCUACCACAGCCGGCUGCUGUUGCUCCUCCCAGUGCUGCUGAUACUAGGAAACUGUACAACCCCAAAUAUGCACUUCUGGCUUCAUGUAACCUGGUCCCUUCUACUCCACAAAAGCCCAGCAGUCCAGAAAGCUCCAAGAAUCCAGAUGAUAAGAAGAACAGGAAAAAAAGAAGUAGUAAAGACACUGUACAAGAAGACCCUCCGCUCCAUCCUGGUCUUGUUAAUUUGGAAAAGGCAUACUUGAUCCCAUAUCUGCCGACAUGGCCAGAACCCGAUCCCCCCAGUGACGUAAUAGGCUUCAUUAACAUUCGGGAUCCCAGGAAACCGACACAGGUCCAUCUUCAGAGAUCUGAGAUGUUUGAAACAAGCCAAGCAGUCAGGUUUAGUAGUCCAUUUACCAAGCCCAAGGAAGUCCUGCCAGAGGUGGCUCAGCCGAGGGAGAUUACUCCUAAACCUGAGAGGUUUAACAAACUCCUAACAAGACAGAAAGAACCAACAGCUGUGAAGCCGACUGUUGACAAAGACCAGUCAACAGAACUACAGCCAGAACCCUGUGAAAUUAAAACAAAGAAAGCUCCUGUACAAAGGACAGACGAACCAGACCAGACUGUCAAGUCAGAGCAUGAACUGCAUUUAAACACAACUACAAAACCUGGUGCAAAAUCACCUUCUCAGUCCAGCAGCAACACAACAACUCCAAGCAAUAGCAUUACAUCACUCAAUACACAAAAAGUCACGACAAACACUCCUAAACCCUCAACCUCCAUGUCAGAGUUAAACACUGAAGAAGAGCCAGAAACAAAUUUAGACGAAACACAAAGUGCUGUCGUAAACCACAGUCUGAAGUCAAACUGCUCAAACGACUCCGUCUCACAGGUAGAUUCAAAAACCCAGACGGGUCACACUCGACCGUCAGACAGCUCCACUGACAUCACUUCUGAUGUGGAGGUGGUCCAAACCCAAAUCUCCACCUCCUCUGAUUCUCCAGUGCAGUCUCAGUCUGACAGGAGCCCCCCCCUCUCUGAAAACAACAACAUCGAGCUCUAUAAGACCAAUAGUGAUGUUUGCUGUACUGCACCAUCCACCAGCUUCACCAACUCUGGUCCUCCACAUGAUUCUUCUCCUUCAAAUCCUGCUCUCCCUUCUUCCCCGACUCCAGAUCCUCCUCUACCUCCAUCAUCUACAUCCUCAUCUUCUACCUUAAUUCCUCCUCCUUCCUCACCUUCUCCGACUCCAGAUCCUCCUCUACCUCCAUCAUCUACAUCCUCAUCUUCUACCUUAAUUCCUCCUCCUUCCUCUUCAUCUCCAACUUCAGAUCCACCCGUUACUUCAUCUCCAACAUCCCUUUCUUCUACCUUAGUUCCUCCUACGACUUUUCCUUCUUCGACUCCAGACCCUCCCAUUUCUUCACCUUCCUCAUUGUCCCCCACCUUGACUGCUCCCGUUCCAAAACCUCGAACUGUUCAGCUGGUUAUCAAAGAUGGCAGCGCCACAGACAUUCAGGCGCUCCCUGAGAUUAGAGUUGUCAGAAGAUCUGAUAGCGUAGAGAGCACAGAACCAGCAGUAGUUACUACUAAGGCUGAGGCAGCAGAUUUGGUACAGAUUGAAUCCAAGACAGAGCCAACAGAGACAGAGGCCCAAGCGCCAGAAAACAGCGAGGGCAGAAUAGAAGCUCCAGAUGACUCAGGUAUGAGAGAUAAUAACAUCCAGACUCUGAAUCAAGAGCAGAAUGAAACACCAGCAAACCCAGAGACAGAGGAGGCAGGAGCAGUCGGACCACCUGAUGACACUGCAGUCACAGUGACGCCUGCUGGGACCAAUCCGGAGCCUCAAACAGAUGCUUUAACUCUUGAAGAAUCAAAGAUUGAACGUUAUACUAAUCAUGAUGUAAGUCAAGAAGUCUCUGAAAGCAAGAAUGUUUCUUCAUCAGACAGUGAAACACCUCCAGGGACUAAGAUUCCUUGUGUAGAUGCAGCACUGACAGAUAUCAAGGCCUCAGAAGAAAUAGUUGAUUGUCAGUUUGCUAACCAGACAAAUGAUAAACAUACAAAAGUCAGUCAUUGUAAAACAUACCAUGCAAGAGCACAUGAGCCUCAGAGGAUAUUAUAUUGUGAAUCGAGUCCAACUGUUGUAGAUGUGGACUCUAUAACGAUGAGUCCGGAGUCUCGCAAAUCCAUAAACACCGAUGGCAGCAGCCAGCACGUAAAUGUCACGCCUCAGAGUAAUCCAAAUAUAGUGAAAGGUGAAGGUCUCGUUAGCGGUGCCACUCAAGAAUCCCAACACAUUCCUCAAGUACAGCAGAACUCACACCCCCAUGAAAGGCCCAGGAAUUUGCAUCUCACAGACACACACAUGUCAGAUUUGCAUUCCUCUUCAGCUGACACAGAUUCAGAACAUCGCAUUCCUCUGGUAAGCUCACCCACACCGACAAAUGACCUACAGACUCGCAAUUCAGAUCCACAGCAACACACUCCUGAUUUUCAGACACCUACGACAGACAUUAGUGAUGGAUAUUUGUCACCAAUGGAUGACUCCACCCUGUCCACCACCUCAGAGGAGUACUACGAAUGCAGCGACUCUCCUGUCCAUGACUCUGUAUUUGAUCAGGAGGGUUUACACCACCAUGGGUUAACAGUGGACUGUGAUAGCGUUGUACACACCAAUGCCACCAAUUCUUCUCUGCACAUCAAUAAUACAAAUUGGGCCAGUACUGCAGACAUGAUGAACUCCAGCAGAGAAACACAGAUUUUAUCCAGGCACUCAAAAGUCUCUGCUUCUUCCUUACUUGAAAAAGCCGAAAUGGAGAAAGAAAGGAGAGCAAGAUAUAAAGAUAGGACACAGCAGAGUGAAAGGGGGAUGAAACAGAAUGUGGUGGAGCGAGAUUCCCAGAAGACAGAGCGGAGAUGCAGCGAUGAGAUCAAGGCAACAACAGAUCAGCCUAAACAAGAACAAGGGUUGACAGAGACAGCUGCGAAAGGGAAGGAGGCCCAACCCGCGGCUGCUAAAAAAAACUCUCUACUGAACAGAUCACCGGCACAGAGGCUGGUGGAUGGAGGAGUCACCCAGGGAGAAAUAAUCACUAACUCUACAGAUGCAAAGAGAACAUUUUCUGGUGGCCUUAAGUUUUCUACCAACCGACUAAGGCAAGACAAAAAGAAGGUCGUGAGUGAGGUGGCGUCCAGACCCAGUGACGUGGACUCGUCCAGAGAGACUGUCAGGCACAAGUUGUUGGAUUGUCAUUCCAAGCCUCCACUAGGACCCCUACAGGACUCACCUGCAUUUCGCAAACCUCCAUCUAGGCCUCCCCCACUGUCACUGGGAGUGGGGGGGUCUACGGCGGGACAGAUUAAUGUCUCCCACGGCCAGCAGAGCCCUGUGUCUCCACAGUCCCCUGCAGUGGACACCAGAAUGAGAGCAAGGCAUUCCCCAAAAGCCCAGACCUUUCCGCAUUUUCAGAAGCAGGAUAUGUCAGUGGGAGAAGCUCACAGACAGGAUGAGGAAAGGGCUCCGUUUACCUUGACCUUUAGUAAGCUGUACAACCUCAAAGGGCUGAAGAACAGGGUCAACCAGCUGCCUGGACAGAACAGGGGAGGAGGCGGCAGCAGCCCUCCAGUUCAGGGACACAAGAGCACUGGUUAGUCUGGUUAUCUGCUGGGGAUAAACUUCAGCCCUGUUGUUAUUUAUUCAGUACUGUAACAUUUAGAGCCACAGACAGAUUGAGAAAACAUAUGGCCCGCGGGCCAAAACUGGCCCACUGGGGGGUUCAGUUUGGCCCCGCUUGUAAAAAGUGAAAG
Messenger RNA from Cynoglossus semilaevis (tongue sole), 5365 nucleotides. Its product is annotated as mucin-5AC. Gene Ontology annotation, biological process: signal transduction. Gene Ontology annotation, molecular function: protein kinase binding. The transcript has 6 exons. Lineage: Eukaryota; Metazoa; Chordata; Actinopteri; Pleuronectiformes; Cynoglossidae. The coding region runs from base 708 to 5210 and encodes 1500 amino acids. The record is from RefSeq and is a predicted model, not a curated record.